AUGCCGGGAAGAGCUGCGACACCGAUGCUCGAGCAGCAAACAGAAGUAGCACCUGUGGACAAAGGCGAGGAGGCGGCACGGCUGCUAGCCGACAUGACGACGGAUGGCGAAACCCUCUGCUCGACACUGGAAAGGAAGGCCACGAUGGAGAAGCCCCCGUGGAAUGACGAGGGAAAGGAAUCGACCGGCGAGGAGGGUGAUUCGCCGUGCCAUCGGGCAAAAUUUUCGUCGCCGGAGCUAAGAUCGCCGACGGUUUCUCUGCACUCCGCUGCCGGGACUGCAAUGGCGUUUGUCACCACCACCACUGCCGCAUUCUUGGAGGAACCGGAGAAGGAAGAUGGUGGCAGUCUCUUGUUCCCGAACGACAAGCUGUGUUUCCUUUCCUCCCACAAACAGCAGCUCCAGCGAAGUGGAGUGAGCCCAAGUUUAGCAGCUAGUUACACUAUUGGGCCAAGUCCUGGGCCAAAAUGGAUUUUGGCUAAGGGGUUUUGGGAGCCGCAUAGAGUGGGGUCAAGUGUAGCGGGCUGUGAGAAGAGUUUUGAUGGGGUUCCUUUGGCCAAGGGGAGGCAGCGAAGCAGGCCAAGGCUCAAGCAAGAUUUGCAGUCACAUGGGCUAAUUCUUGGAUCAAACAUGAGUUGUUUUUCAUGGGCUCUUUUGUAUGGAUUGGGCUUAAAAGAAAAUGAAGAUGAAUUCAUGGGCAUAGAUGAUGGACUUAAAGAAGAACAAGUCUCUGAUUCUUACUUUGUUGAGUUUGAAAAGGAGGGUGUAGAGUCAUCUGGCCAUGGUUGCGACGAAGCGGGACGCGGCUCGCGCGUCUGGGCGAGCGGGGCGGAAGGCGGCGGCGUGGACGGAAGGGCCGCGGCCGAGGGGCGCGCGACGGCGCGCGGAGAAGAGGACGGCAACGCGGGGGAGCGCUCGGCUGCGGAGGCGGCGUCGACCGACGAGGAGGCGGUGACGACGAAAGACGGCAAGGAGCUUCCUCGUGCGUCGCCGGAGAGGGAGAAGAAGAAUGAGGGCGAGGACGACGGCGGCGGGACCCUUUUGUCGCCGAUGAAGGAGCUGGAGAAGCAGGCGCACAGGCCGGUGGGAGUCGUGGAGACGGCGCGGGCGACAAGCAGAGGGAUGGCUGAUCAGGUGGUUCGCCGCGAGCGAAAAGGGGAAGCAAGGAAGUCGGUGGCGGCCAUCGACGAGGAGGUGGCGCCGGAUGCACGAGGGGAGUCACACCGGAUGAGCUGUUGGCCUGAGAAGAGGACAAAGAGGGAGAUGGAGGAGGGCAGCGGCGACUGCUCCCUUCUCAAGAACCCUGGCUCGCCCACUUUGGGCUGGCCGUACCAGCAGCCAUUGUUGGGCCGAGUGACGCGGGCCGCAGGCUCUAAUGGGCUCAAUGGAGUGGUCUAG
Linum tenue is the source of this 1398-nucleotide messenger RNA. The record is from the annotation of a GenBank genome assembly. NCBI's taxonomy places the organism in Eukaryota, Viridiplantae, Streptophyta, Magnoliopsida, Malpighiales, Linaceae.